CCAGAGCAGAGACAGCUAUGACUGAGACCAUGACUACAGAGGUGAAUACGAGCAUGACUGAACAGCAAUCUGAGAGAAAGGACUCCAAAACAGAGGACGAGUCUGUCAAGAGUCAAGGCCAGAACGGAUCACAGCAGGCUUCAAAGCCGCAGAAAUCUCGACACAGGGCUUCGGUUGCUUGUGCUUCAUGCCGAGAUCGGCGAAUUCGGUGUGUCGUACCUCCAGGCGAGAAAGAGUGCACACAAUGCAAGCGAUCAGGCGUAGAAUGUGUGAUCAAAAACGAUGAUGAGCGGCGACGACCAAUUUCUAGAGCAUACAUGUGCAGCCUGACUGAUCGGGUAGCGCUGCUCGAAACCAUGUUGAAAGAGCAAGGUGUUGAAGCACCACCGGCACACCACCCACCAAAAACCCGCCACGCCGCACCAGAAGGAGAGGCUUCGAACGACCGAAAAUUAGAAGGACAGCAGAACCAGCAAGAUCAGUCAAGUCCUGGCAGUCAGCAAAGCCCACAAGAAUACGCGGAGCUUGAGCACAUCGAACCAGAUCAUCCCAGUCCGUAUGGAGAGGCCGACAGCGCUGGCUCGCCGUCCAUGCUUCCACCACCAAAGAAAGACGGUAUGGUCAGCAGACUGCUGUCCACACGCGGACAUCUUAGCUUCGACCAGCUCAGUGGCCGACUACGAUACUUCGGACCUACAACAAACUGUCACGUGCAUUCCGAGCACGCAAACCCGUUUGAUUCCGAACAACAGAUGUCCGAGCAGGCACGCCGAGCGGAAAAAAUCAUUAGGUCCCUGCCCAUGGAGACGUACGACUAUCUCAUGGAGAUGUUCUGGACGUGCUACAACACCGUGAUCCAUGUGCUGCACCAGGAGGCGUUCGAGCAGGACCGAGAAGCUGGCCGGACGCAGUUCUAUUCCGGCUUCUUGCAUGUGUGCGUGUUGGCGAUCGGUUUCAGACACGCGGAUAAGGAGCGCCCGGAUAUCAAGAAGAUUUCGCUCCCGCAGAUGGAGAGUACGCUUCACAGAGAAGCGAAGUAUAUGCUGGAUCACGAGCUAGAGAGACCUGGUGGCAUUCCGACUGUGGUUGCGAUGCUUCUGCUGGGCGAUCUAGAAUGUGGAGUGGGUCGCGAUAAUCUGGGCUGGCUUUAUUCCGGGUUGGCAGUUCGACUUGCCUUUGAUAUUGGACUGCAUCUGGAUUCGCGAUUGUCUGGUCUUCCACAGCGAGAGGUGGAGAUCCGACAGAUGACUCUGUGGGCGUGCGUUAUGUACGACAAAUACUGGGCGUUGUUCCUCGGCCGGCCAACCGGCAUGAAGAGCUCCGACCUCGAAAUAUACAGUCUCUCCAAGCAAUUCGAACGUUUGGGAACAUGCAAACCUGUCGGUCCGGAGAAGAGCCUGGAGACUCAGAUCUACGAAGCGCUUAUAGACGUCAUGGAGCUCGCAGGCAAGAUAACGGAGAAUAUGGACCCGCUGAAGCAGAACUCAGAGCCUGUUGUCGACCGUAACCAGUACCUUCGUAUGGCGGCGUUAGACCGAGAAUUCAGCACGUGGUACGCCAGACUGCCAGAGCAGCUUCGUUGGACGCCAGCGAACAUUGCGACAGCACCAUUUUCCUUCUUCCUUUUGCAUCAGCAGUAUCACAGCUCACUCAUUUUGCUUCACCGACCAUUUGCUCUGUACGAUGAUCAGAGUAAUCAGGGAUAUGAGGGGAACGGUCCGGACGACCACUUCUCUGCGUUGUCUAGGACUGUAUGCACAAAGCACGCAAUCAGAGUUGCAAGAAUAUUCUGGCAACACCGUCAACGCUUCGACACCAAACAGAUAUUUGUCACGGGCCUGCAACAUGCCGGAACCGCCGCCACAGCGCUCGUUGCCGCCCUCGCUUUCAUCAAAGACCCCAACGACCGCGCCAACAAUAUGCAAUACCUUGAGUGCCUCUCCGCCGCUCUCAACGACAUGGCCGUAACCUACCAGCCCGCCGAACGCAUGGCCGUCGUCCUGCGCGCAGUCAUGAUUGAGCUCCGCGGCGGCCCCGUUUCCAACGACUUUCAUCUCUACAAGACCAAGUCCGCACUCGUCCCCGCGCGCCGCGGCUCCACAAACGAAGCAGCGGACGUCCCCAUGUACAAGAAGCGCCAGACAAGCCGGCCUCGCGCGGGCACCGGGUCGAGCAAGAAGCGCAGCAUGAGCAUGGCAUCGAAUGUCACGAAUAUUGACUUGACAAUCAAAGCGCCGGGUCCGCAUCGCUGGGAUGCGGAAUCGGAGCGCUCGGACGGGUAUAUUAUGGUGACGCCGCGCUCGGAGAUUUCUUCGUGGCCGCCUAUAUCCGAGAAUGCUUCGGAUCUGCACUCUCUAGGACCGGGGCCUUCGGGUGGGCUGUCGACAUCUGGGCCGCGGAAUGCAUGGAUGGGCGCCGAGCUCGAUACCUCCGAUGCAAUCAAUAAUCUGGCGAACGUGCAUUUCCCAGAGAUGAAUACAUUGACAGACGGUGGCGAUAUGUCACAUCUUGACUUCCUGAGUCUGGGCGACGGGAGCAGUGACUUUGGGCGGGACUGGAAUUCUGGGAACGGAGUCAGUGUGGGGAGUGAUCUGGAUGGGUUUCCGCCGCAGCAGGGGGCGUAUGGGAUGGGGUUUGGGAGUUUGCUGAAUUGA
Molecule: messenger RNA, 2654 nt
Organism: Paraphaeosphaeria sporulosa
Lineage: Eukaryota; Fungi; Ascomycota; Dothideomycetes; Pleosporales; Didymosphaeriaceae
Exons: 6
Coding region: 18-2654 (878 amino acids)
Biological process (GO): regulation of DNA-templated transcription; DNA-templated transcription
Molecular function (GO): zinc ion binding; DNA-binding transcription factor activity, RNA polymerase II-specific; DNA binding
Source: RefSeq, a predicted model, not a curated record